Molecule: messenger RNA, 1693 nt
Organism: Anas platyrhynchos (mallard)
Lineage: Eukaryota; Metazoa; Chordata; Aves; Anseriformes; Anatidae
Gene: GDF15
Product: growth differentiation factor 15
Cellular component (GO): extracellular region
Molecular function (GO): cytokine activity; growth factor activity
Source: RefSeq, a predicted model, not a curated record
GGUCUGGUCCUCUUCAUUCAUUCUCCUGGCGGCAUCGAUAAGAGCCGCUCGCGGAGCCUUUGCGCAAGAGGUUUUGCAACCGGGGCCGCUCGGUGCGAUGCUGCCGGGCGCGCUGCGGGGUCUGGGGGCCGCCACCAUCUGCCUGCAGCUCCUGCUGCUCCUGGGGGGCGCGGAGCCGCGGCCCCACGGGUGGGAUGAGGAGAGGCUGCAGGUGGAAAGCAUCAAAAGGAGCAUCCUGGAGCGGCUGGGGAUGCCUGCGCCCCCCGUCCCGCGGCGCAGGCUGGACCAGGAGAGCAUCAGGAGGGCGCAGCAGCAGUACGAGCAGAAGGUGGCCGAGCUGAUGGGGAACCGCAGCCGGGAGGAGGUGGCGGUGGCGGUGGCCGGGACCAGGAGGCUGCACAGCCUGAUAGCCAGCCUGCGACACCGGACAGAGCCCUCCCGAGGAGAGCAGGACCCCCACGGGGACCAGGACCCCCAUGGGGACCAGGACCCGCGGGGUCCCUACCGCUACCACCUCGUCGUGUCCCGCACGGAGGAUUUCCACCGGCGCCUGCGGGUGGUGCAAGCAGAGCUGAAGCUCUUCAAGCAAUCCCUGGCCUCGGGGCAGCCCCAGGUCAGCAUUUACACACCGGGGGGACCCGGGGGAGCCCCCCAGCUCCUGCAAACCCAAGAGCUCGACCCCGACACUCCAAGCGUGGACCUGACGGUGCCCGUCCGGCGCUGGGCUGCCGGUGCCGAGGCCAAGCUGCAGCUGGAGCUGGCCUUCACCACCAACAUCUCAGCCUCACCGGUGGGCUCAGGAGCCGAAACGGCGGUGCUGGAGGUGGAAACCCUCGAGGCCACGAGGCCGAGGGCCCGGAGAGCCCGCGGGCUGGACGAGGAGUGCAGGAAGAGCGAGGGCAAGUGCUGCCUCAAGUCGCUCAAGGUGUCCUUCCAGGACAUCGGCUGGUCGGACUGGGUGAUCGCCCCCAACAGCUACUACAUGAGGUUCUGCGAAGGUUCCUGCCCCCAUAACUACAAGCCGGCCAGCAUGCACGCCCAGAUCAAAGCCCGCAUGCACUCCCUCUCCAAAGCCACCCCGGCGCCCUGCUGCGUGCCCGCCGCCUACGACCCCAUGGUGCUGAUGCACUACGACGGCGAGGGCAGGCUGGUCUCCACCGUCUUCGAGGACAUGCUGGUCACCAAGUGCCACUGCGCCUGAAGUCCCCUCGCCUUCUGGCACAGGAUGGGGACUCAUCCCCCCCUGGGUGGUGGCAGAGCCCCCCCAGCACCAGCGCUCCAAAAAGCAGAGCCAGGGGACGAAAUGUGCACGGAACGGCUCAGCCCCGUCCCGAGGACACGAUCCCUUCUCCAGUCUCCAGCUGAGAUCACUUCCACUCCACAGGCCACCGUAACUUAUUCACCCUCUCCUCCCUUAUUUAAAGCGUUUUUUAUUUGGUAGCCGGGCUCUUCCCACCGGAGGCAGGACGGGCACGGCAGCGGGGCUGUCCCCAGGUGGCCGCGGUGCGCCCCGGUGCCCGCUCCCCUCUGGUUCCAGAUUUAUUUAUACGCCUCUUAUUUAUUGCUAACUUAUUGUAUCACGCGGAGAGAGACGUUCUUGGGAGUUUUCGUUGUUUUUUUUUUUUUUCUUUUGUAUUUUGUAUAUUUCCAUAAAAAAAAUAGCAAUGGAAACCAAUAAAGUGAUGGGAACCAG